UGCAGGUUAGUAUAUCUUUCUUUCCGUCAAAAGGGAUUGGGGUAUUCUAGCCCAUGUUUCUCUUAGAUGUGACAGUAUUUUGGUGGCUUCCGUCUAGGGGAACCCGAUGUUGGGCUUAAGAAGACAAACUUCAACUAUGGGCGGCCAAACUUUGAGCAUGGGUUGUGGUCUUGUGGAUGACUUCUUAUAGAUUGCACUUCAGUAUGGAAGCUAAGACAGAGCUUUUGAAGUUGAAGAGUUAAUGGAUGUUGGAAUUUCCAAAGCUCCAUGGAGGAUCAUGGUUUUCUUAGAGUAUCCUUGGCUUACUCUCAAGGGCCGAGACAUCUUUCCAAAUGCAACAAUUUCAAGAAUGGCAACAAAUGCAGUGGCAACAAUUCCAGAACCUCGGGUUAAAGAAAAAGCCAGAGCGGAGAAGCUUGAGCAAAGACGCAAAGAAAAAGAGGCGCAACUUGCCCUCGAAAAGCAACAUCUGGUGCAAGAGGAUUUCAAAAUCAUGACCACCGACGUCGAAAAUCUUCCUCCGAGGGAACAUGCGGUGGUUUUGAUGAUGAAAGAUAAAAUAACCCUGAGGUGGCUUGCAGGGGAAAAGGGGAAGCAUUUCCAUGGAAGGGAAAAGGAAAGGAAAGGGAAAGUAAAAGCUGACGUGACACUGAGUUGGAAGAAGGGGAAAAGGGGAAAAAAGGGCACGCCCAUGGCCUAAUGGAUUGGUUAGACAUGAAACCAAAUCGAUUUUCAAAAUUGUUCAUCUGCUUCCUCAGCCUAGUCUCACAUGUGAGAGUCUCAUGAAUUAACUUCUUCAUUAUUUUAAUAAAUAUUAUCCCUCCAUCUCAUUAAAAUCAUUACAUUUUCAACAACAUGAUGAACAUACAUGUAUACAACUUUUAAAAUUAAACACUAUGGAAUUUA
Cuscuta campestris is the source of this 906-nucleotide messenger RNA. The record is from the annotation of a GenBank genome assembly. Lineage: Eukaryota; Viridiplantae; Streptophyta; Magnoliopsida; Solanales; Convolvulaceae.